ACAAUGGCAUCAACGUCGCCGGCUCGCUGCGUUGCACCCUGCGCCACCCCUUGCACCCCCCGCACGCCGCCGCCCUCGCCGCCACAGACGCCGCCGCCAUCGCCAGCACCGUUGGUCUUGCCGUGUGUCUUUCCAAGCCCUGGCCUGCGGACGCCAGGGCGCCCAUUCAAUUUAGAUCCUGAAUUGUUCCAACUCGAGGAGAGGCAGUUCGAGGGGGCAUGUGCCUGGUUGGAGGCCUUGAGGUUGGCGAAUGAGGCCAAGAAGCAGGAAGAACUGGAGAGAUAUUGGGCAGAACCUAUCGAUUAUGGCCUUGACAUAUUCUACAUGAAUAACAAUGACGAUUAG
Molecule: messenger RNA, 345 nt
Organism: Frankliniella occidentalis (western flower thrips)
Lineage: Eukaryota; Metazoa; Arthropoda; Insecta; Thysanoptera; Thripidae
Exons: 2
Coding region: 4-345 (113 amino acids)
Source: RefSeq, a predicted model, not a curated record